UUCCAUGAGGACGCCACAGCUCAACACGUAGCUUAACCACGGAUGCUAUCCGAUUGGUGUUUUUGAUUUAGGCAACUUUUUUCAAUACCAUGGGAAACCCUUGCUUGGAUAUCCAAUGGCUUGCCGCCAUCCGUGUCUGGAAUAGGUGAGUUUUCCCCCCUUUUCCGAUUCGUGACAUUUAGGAUGAAGUUCUGGUGAUGAGAUUGUAGUUAUAUCCAUUCUAUGAUUCGAGGCCCACAUUCUUUCUGCACCGAGGUUGUUUGGACACUUAAGCUUGGGUUCUCUGAGUUUUUGGGAAGAUUCGAUCUCAUCGUGGGGGAGUGGGGAUGUGUGGAAUCAGUGGCAAUUACUUGUUCUCUAGGGAGCUUGGAAACCUACUGAAGAAGCGUGUCUUUCCGUGGUUUCUAGGAUUUAAUUGGACUUGCUGAAAACUUCAUCCUAUUCAAUCUUUUAUUUUGUUAUCUGCAUCAUUCUCAUGGACAGCAGUAUUGAUCUUUUGAUUUGAAUUUAUAGAUCUGUGCUCUACAUCCGUUGUCUCUUUUUGUUUAACUGGUAAGUGUGACCGUUAAUUAGUCUCUAGUUCAUAGCAAAAGAUUUAUGAAGAUGCUUGAUCCAAAAAAAAUAAAAUAAAACAUUAUACAAAAACGAGC
Radiomyces spectabilis is the source of this 650-nucleotide messenger RNA. RefSeq lists its product as uncharacterized. The coding region runs from base 223 to 381 and encodes 52 amino acids. NCBI's taxonomy places the organism in Eukaryota, Fungi, Mucoromycota, Mucoromycetes, Mucorales, Radiomycetaceae. The transcript is spliced from 2 exons. The record is from RefSeq and is a predicted model, not a curated record.